This is a messenger RNA of Branchiostoma floridae (Florida lancelet), 802 nucleotides long. Its product is annotated as lactase-phlorizin hydrolase-like. The coding region runs from base 197 to 640 and encodes 147 amino acids. Lineage: Eukaryota; Metazoa; Chordata; Leptocardii; Amphioxiformes; Branchiostomatidae. Gene Ontology annotation, biological process: carbohydrate metabolic process. The record is from RefSeq and is a predicted model, not a curated record. The transcript is spliced from 5 exons. Gene Ontology annotation, molecular function: hydrolase activity, hydrolyzing O-glycosyl compounds.
GUCAUGCUCUGGUCAAGUCCCUCAUCCGGUCGGAGAGAAACGGGCAUCCAAGGGCCUAUCUAGGCCGAGCUGACAAAUUAUCAGCAUUCAAAGUGUUCUAAUGAUCAGUGAAAGGGGUCCAUUCAUAGGGAGGUGUGGGCGAUAGAGAGAACACACCAUCAGAGCGUUUGCACAAAAGCCAAUAAUAUCACAAACUAUGUACAAACGAUCUGUUCAAAAGUUUUCGGGCCUGAAGUUGCUGACCUGCAGCGCCCCUGGCGACAGCGUGACGAACCGCUGGCCCUCCAUGAAGACCGAGGUUGAUGUGACGUGGGAGCCGCCGAGUCAGACCAACCUGGGCAGCAUCUACUUUGUUGCAACGGUUGUGAAAACCUGCGGCAACUACUGGGUGGACGUCCAGUCACAGUCAGUGGCGGACCUGACCCGCGAUAUUUUCUGGCCAGGCACUGUGCCGGACGGGUACCUCUGGUCAACUGCUACAGCGUCCUAUCAGAUUGAGGGAGCCUGGAAUGUUAACGGCAAAGGAGAGUCCAUGUGGGACCGGUUCCAGCACAUUAACGGACGAUACGCUGGAGACGACGCGUGCAAGAGCUAUGACUAUGUAAACCCCUCAAAUACUGCAAAACCAUUUGAAACCUAGAUUUUAGGCUAAGAAAUUCAGAAAGACACCAACAAAUUGAUUACACAGGAUUCAGUGGUCAGAUGACGGCCAUGUCAAGCUCAAUUUCCAUUGUCCGUCAUUCUAGUUACCUUCGAUUCACCUGGACGCGGCAUUGGUUAUGGUUGUGUAUAUGUGUUCGCA